GCCAGGUACCUCCCCCUUCUCCCUUUGUUUUAGUGUCAGGCAGAAGCCGAGUUUCCUGUUGAUACCGGAAUAUUGUGAAUGGGCAGGAAAACGCCACCUUCUUCUGCUCCUUCUCUCUUUCUUGGCUGUUGCUCGUCUCUCUUUCUCGCUCUUCUUUUCUCCACUCCUCUCUUCUCUCCAAUUUCCCCGGAGUUGUUCUGUGAAAGAGAAAGCAGAAAGGCCUAGGCUGAGUCGGAAGCACAUUUUAAACUUGAGCAAGAGAGAGCGCGAAGAGAAGCAAGGGAAGCAAAAGUCAGACAAGAGCUGGAGCUCUCCGCGAAAUCGCCUGAGCUGCAGGUGCAGGCACACGCAAAAAAAAGGUCGGACAGAGCAUACAAUGAAGAGGACCGAUUCCUAAGAGCAUUUUUUGUGCCUGUCGCCGAUGGCUGAAGCCUGGAGGCUGGAAGAAGACGAGGAAGAGCUGAAAGAGCUCGGCAGAAGGCACAGGCGAGGCAACUUAAACCCCGCGAACGAUCGUACUGAAAGAAAUAAACCUGAUCACCGUUCUUCAGGCCAAGGUCCCCUGUCAUCCAUUAAAGCAGCCAUCAAGAGGACUUCCCGUACUUCCAACCAGAGUGAACAGCAAAGGGACAGAAGACGCCCGGAAAUCACUAUAGUUGCGGCUGAGCCUCUUAGGCCAUCUUCCUGGUUUCCAGGUGGAAAUCAUGUCUCUCAGCAAGGCCUAGUUUUCCCGUCAUCUCCCACCCCAGCUUCCUGGAGGACAAAUGAGCUUGUUCCUGCUGAGCCACCUUCAUAUGAACAGGUAAUAAAAGAGAUCAGUCAAGUGCAAGUCAGUACAACCGGUAACAACAAUGUUGCUGGUUCUACUAAUUCCAGAUGUACUGCUACAUCAUCAACACAGACUGACUUUCCAGAGGAGAUAAUCAGCAAUUUGCCAGGAAUUAAUGUGAAAAGUAAUCUGCAUGCUCUUUGUGAAUGUGAAACCGCUCCAGCUGUACAAAUUCCUCGCAAACCACCUAGACCAUUGUCAGCUUUGCUGAACAACAAUCUUUCCAAAAAUGAGGACUUCCUAGUUGUCUUGGAAGAGCAGACAUGUCAGGAGAAGCCUAAUGCUGUUGUAUGUCCAGUGCCAAAACCAAGAUCAAAAGGCAAUCUGAAACCUGUUGUUAAAGAGACACAAAAUAAUACCGAAGACAAUCAGGAAGAAACAAGCCAGUCAAGAGACACCUCCUCAAUUCAGUUGGUAUCCCUACUAGAUGAUAGCUUGUUGGAUAGUCAUGUGGUGACGGACAGUAUGGAUACAGACAAGAACCAAAGCAGUAUAGUAUCACGGAUCAAAGCUUUUGAAACGCAGGCAAAUACGGAAACUUCAGGACUAGCAAAGAAACCAGAAAUUUCUCCACGUUCAUUAGCCCCCAAGCCUAUAGUUAGUGUAAAAAAACCUGUGGUUGCGCCAAAGCCAGGAGUUAUCAGAACUUCCGGUGAGUGGGAUUCAUGGGCAGAAAGCAAACUGAAGGUUGUUUCCCAAGAACGACACCUUCAGCCUCAGGAAGCUGGGUGCAACAUUACAACCAAGCCUGAACUGCCAAAGAAACCCAAACAAGACAUUGUAAAAAGCAGUAGCAAUGGGCCACUUAAUACAGGGAGCAAAUUGACUUCGGAGAAUACUGAAGGACAGAAAAAAUCUCCCGUUCCUGCUCCUAGGCCACUUGCACCCAAGAAGUCAGUGUCUUUUGAAAGUCCUACAGUUCCUCCUCUUCCACUGCAGCCAUCUAGUUCUGCUCCCAAACUCUCUGUAGCUGUCCAGGCAAAUGCAUUCAGGUCUCUGGGGGAGCCAACUGCAAGCAAUGUCUCAGCACCUCCACGGCAGAGCUUGCCACCUAGGGAAGGAGAUCUUAUCAGCUUUGAUGAUGAUGUUUUACCGUUUAACUCAGUUGGGGCUGUUCAAGAGUUAACCCAUUCAGAAUCAGAUCUAAAUUUGGCUUCUAAAAAUGAACCUACAAAAGAACAGGUAAUCCAACCAACUGUUGUGCGGAAACCUACUGUGAUCAGAAUCCCAUCAAAAGCAGCAAAAGUUUUAAAUGAAGUUCCAGAAAGUCCUCCACCACUUCCUGUUGAGAAGCCUAUUGGGAACACAUCCAGUGUAUCAAGCGCAAAGCCCGAUAAUAUCAAAACAACAAAGAAGGAAUCUGAGUGUUCCAGUUUGACACAGAUGUCUAAGAAUGAACCUGUAAUGCCCCCAAAAUCUGUUGAGGGAAAAAACAUACCAGCUCGACCUCCUCCACCUAAAGGCGCCCCAGGAAGGCCACCACCACCAAAGUCCGCUAAGACCUCAUCAAAAAUGGAUAACUUUUGUCGCUCAUCAUCUGACACAACCCUCCACAAAAAACACAGCAAGUUUGGCUUAGGAGUUAAGAGGGCAAAGAGUCAGAUCACUAAAAAUCAAGAUCCAACAUUACCUCCUCGACCUAAGCCAGGUCAUCCUCUCUACAAUAAAUAUAUGCUUCCUGUGCCCCAUGGAAUUGCCAAGGAAGAUAUUUCUCCCCAAAAUACUGGAAGCCUUUCAUGCAAGCAGGGUGAUGUCCUUGUGCUUCUGGAUCACAUUGACAACAAUUACAUUGAAUGCCAAAAGGGAGAAGGAACUGGCAAAGUACGGUUAUCUCAGGUGCAAAUAAUAACACCAAUUGAUGAGAGUUCAAGAAGCAGACAAAGGGAUUCACACAAUAUGCGGAAGGUCUCUGACACAAGUGCUCCUCAUGCAGUAGUGCUGCAUGAUUUUCUAGCAGAACAUUCUGAUGAUUUGGGCCUAAAUUCUGGAGAGACUGUUUAUCUUCUGAAGAAAAUAGAUGAUGAGUGGUACAGAGGAAAAUGCAAGAAUCGCACAGGGAUCUUUCCUGCCAGCUUUGUCAAAGUUAUUGUAGAUAUUCCUGGAGAAAGUAACAAGACAAAGGUACAGUUUUCAUCACCAAUUGUUACAGGCCCUAGAUGUAUAGCUCGAUUUGAGUACAUUGGAGAUCAAAAUGACGAAUUAAGCUUUUCAGAAGGUGAAAUUAUUAUUUUAAAGGACUAUAUCAAUGAAGAAUGGGCUAAAGGAGAGCUGAGAGGUGCUACUGGAAUUUUCCCCUUGAACUUCGUAGAAGUUAUUGAAGAUCUCCCAGCACCAGAUGGUGGAGCAGCACUGAAGAAUAAGAAAAAUAACUGCCAAUCAGUGACACAGCAGGAACAGCAUCCUGGAGAAUGGUGUGAUGCGCUCCAUGAUUUCACAGCAGAAACCAGUGAGGACUUAUCCUUUAAAAAGGGAGAUCGCAUCUUGAUAUUGGAGCACUUGGACUCAGAAUGGUACAGAGGGAGACUAAACGGAAAAGAAGGAAUUUUUCCUGCCAUUUUUGUACAUAUUUGCUCAGAAGGACCAAAACCUCCACAUGGGAAGAGAAGAAGAGGCCAGGCUAUGUAUGACUUUCAUGCAGAGAAUGUAGAUGAGCUCUCCUUCCAAGUUGGUGAUACAAUAACAGAACUAGACUCUGUAGAUGAAGACUGGAUGAGUGGAGAGCUACAUGGCAAGUCUGGAAUAUUUCCUAAAAAUUUUGUCCAGAUUCUGCAAUAAUUCUAAAACUGAAAUCCAUUUCUUAGGAGCCUGGUUAUACGUCAACAAUUUUCCAGCACAAAAGCACAUGAUAUUCCAGGCUGCAAAGUUUGCCAUCUAUGAUCACUAGAUAUAAUCGUUGACUAUCAGAUGCAUUUUUGCACUAUUUUUAUAAACAUAUAUGAGAUUGUACAAGAUCUUAAUUUUUUAAAAAAGAAGUGCUACCUUAGUAUUGUACCAAAUCCUGCUACUGGGCAAUAUAAAGUAGGCCACCCAAUCUUCCUAAAAUACAGUGAACUAAAUAUGGCUCUCAUUUCAUCUCUUUAUUCCCAGCACAAAUUCUUAGUUGCACUCAACUGUAGGCAUGCAGCAUAUUUAGUACAGACUAAUUACUCUUAAAACAAUGCAUAAUGGGUAUAAGGCAUCUUAUUACUUUUAGUCAGUCCCUUGAAAGAGCUGGAUUUCCUCGAGAGGCCUGGCUCACAUAUGCAAGAGGUGGCGGCAAAAUGGACAGCACCACUUGUGACUUGCAGGUGAAAAAUCGUUUCUCUGCUCUGCCCCUUGGAAACCAGCACAACAAGCAAAGAAAAAGGAUAUAACCUUUUGGCAAACCUUUAAAAGCUGGAAUCCACCACUUGGAGUUAUUUUAUUACCUCAUUUUGCUGCUUGUAUGAGCUAGGCCUUGGUUUACAUACUCAUCCUUUUCAACUCUUGAGGAGGGACUCCACAGCUUCCUAGAUAACUAAUUCAGUUACCCAACAUUAGUUCUCCAGUGUAUCUGUUCAUCAUAAAUGUAUUUUAUCUUUUUCUGGUAUUUUUUAUUAUACCUAUCAUUUCAUCAAGCUUUUGCUUUCUAGGAACAGGUAUGGUUAAAGGAUAGCAUUUUAAUUUCAUGAAACUUCAGACAUUCAUCGUAUGUGAAUGGGAAAAUGCAAUCACCACCAAUUAUCAUUAAUGUAGGAACUGAACACAGUUGCAAUUUGAAUGGCUGCAUCUGCUUGUUUUCCUAACUUUGUUGUCUUUAAUUAGAUUUUACUUCUUUCGGUCUCUCAAAUUCAGAAGUGUAUAUUUAACACCUGAGCUAUAUAUUGUCUGAACAUAACAAGAGCUUGGUGGUUCUUUACUUCACACAAUUCUUAGAAGUUUAAGAAUAGCAAACAGAUGGAUACAAUGUACCUAUCAUCCUGUUUGUAAAAUAGAUCUAAGUAAUUUUUAUUUUAUCUUCUAAUUAAUGUAGGAAACCUGCAUGUAUGCGUUAGAAAUCUUAUUAAACCAGACAGUAAGAAUAAAUUUAGCCUGAACUCCAAAAGUAGUUGCAUUAUAUGAACAAAUUGGGAUUAGCUACCAUUCAAGAGUUUGAAAACCAGACUUCUACAUCAGAGGAGUCUUCUCCAUUAUGUUUCUAGUGGCAUAGUCAAAUACUUUUUCUUCCUGCUAUGCCCAAAGUUAUGGUGGCUGAGAAAUACACCAAAAUGCUUCAGAUUCUCUAGAAUUCAGGACUACUUUUUGCUGCUUCCGAGUUCUGUAAUUCCUUGACUACUGUCUGGGUAGUCAAGGAAUUGACUAUCCAAACAGUAGUCUGGGUAGUCAACUGACCAGGAAUAUCCACUAGUACUACUAGAAGAAAAUAGUUCUGAAUGAGAACUGAAUAGGCUUGCUGCAGCAUUCAGUUCUAGUUUGGAAACUGGCCUUAUAAAGGAGUCUUACCUUCAGUGAAAAUUUAAACCCUUAUCAGAGCAUUAAUGAAUAGACUAAGAUGCAAUAAUACUAAUAUUUAACUGGACACAUACCCCUUUCAUUAAUAAAGGUGGCUGUUAGUGUACACAUAAAGCCAAUGAAAAGCGAACUUUAUUUUAUGCAAUAGUAAACAUGCUUUGAAAAAGAUGAACUUUUAAAAUCCACAACUUAAGCAUCAUAAAGGGAACCCUUUUGAAUGACAGGAUGUCAAUCUUCUACUGUCCUGUUUCCCACUGUGAAAACCUGAUGUUGUGUCCAACAUUUCCUGCUAAACUUGGAGAUAUAACUGUUCCUUUUAUUCAGAAACUUCAAUCAGCAAAAUUAGUAGCAAUUGCUUAUUAGCAACAAUUCCUGUUUUUUUGUCUGCUAUACCCAUUCUUAUGAAGAACCCAUGGGCACCAUGUGGCCCUCUUCCAAUUGGCUGGUGAUGGAUUUUUAAAAAAAAUUUUCAGGAGCAGCCACCACCAUACACUGUUGGUUUUAUUCUCAUUCUUCCUUCCCCACAUUUUGUUAAAUCACCCCACCUCCCUUAUCCCCAACACUUGGGCUUCCUUUGUGUAUGGCCAUUUUAUGGUUGUGCCCACCACCCUGUGUCAGAAUUCCAAAGAUGCCCGCAGGCACAAAAAGGUUGGGGACCCCUAAUUUACAGCCAGAGCUGCAGUUCAGUAUCUUUCCAACAAUGGCCAUUAUAGAAUACAUCCUUCGUCAUGCAUAUAAUGGGAAAUCCUAUGGAUUUUAUAUACAGGGUUCCCGCCGCCCCUAUACACAACAGUAACUUCCAAUGAGGUAGUGUGAAAGAAAUCCCCAACAAUUAUCAUGACAGGCAAGUUUCUGAAAACAACUGACUCAAAGUAAUCCUGCAGGUACAGGAGCAUUUUAUUGCACUUAACACUGGCCUCCGUUUUAGGUACACAGUCUCACUAUGGGUUGGCACCAAUACAAAAUUGCCACAGUGGAGCUCCUGCAUAUGCAGAAAUAAAACAAAAACACAUGCCAAGUCAAACUCACCAUAUCCUCACUUCUUUACACCAUAAGGAGGAAAGUGCUAGGUGCUGCACAAGAUCACGAGCAAGUAGAUCUGUGCCUAAGUACUUUUGUUUCUGCUUGUACCUCACUGGAUCCAAGUCUAUGUUUUGACAUAAAACAUAUGGAUAGGACUGAGCUGCAUCUGUCUACACCAAAACCAGAUGUGUAUCUCAUGGAAUACACUCAUCUGCCUACUAGCUUCAAACAGUUGUUUCUAGGUACUCCAUCUUCAAGAUGACUUUCUUCAGUGCCUUUGCAUGCAUAGAUACUGUUUAAGUGCCCACUUGCUUUUGGUCUAGGUAUGGAGAAAAUACUUUAGUGCAACAUGUGGGCUGUACAAGUCGAAAUUUGGGAUUACUCUCCCCAGAAAUGUAAAGGCCCUACAGCUAGUCCUAACCUUGCCAUGAAGCUUUUAGAUUUGCAAGACCUAUUUGUGCUUUGUAGUUUCCCGUUUCCUUAUGAGAAGUUUUGUUUGGUCCCUGCAACCACCACCACCUUGCACUACAUAAAAACGUUGGUUGCUGCAUCACAGCCUCAAGACUUUCCCAAUGCAUACUAUUGUCUAUAUUUUGAAAAGAGGUAUUGACACAAGUUACUGGAAGUUAGAAUAUUCCAGAUUGUUAGAGUGCAAUGUUUACUUAUUUGUUGACUGUGUGUUCCAAUGAAUUCAUAAAAGUACUCUGAGCAAGUAGUGAUUUAGACAUUUACGCUAGUGGAGAAUUAUUGUUUAGUCUUGUUAAUGAAUAAGCAUUAAUUACUAUUGUAAGACAGACAAUAUGGAUAAAUAUUACAUCCAUUAGCAUUUCAUACAUUUAAAUAAGCAUCUGGCUGAGCAACCCAAGUAUUCUCAAUUUUGUAUAUCAAGACUGACAAACGCAGCAACUUCACUCCAACAGUGCCAUCUAAAGGGCUCUUAAUGUAUGUGUAUUAAAUGUGGGCUACACUUGAAAAAAAACCAUUUGUAUUUAAAUGUAUUUAUCUAGUUGACAUCUUCCUAGAAAGAGAGCAUAGGUUUGGGGUUACACACUCUAAUCUUUGAAUAUAAAGACAGUUCUGUGGAUGGAUUCUUUUCUCAAUUGGUUUAUAAAUGAAUAUUAUGCAAUCAUGAAUGUAACAGACUGUUUUAGUACUAGAGACUUUGUUCCAUGUAGCAGCUUAGAUCCAGAAAACUACAAUCCUACCAUCUCAGUGUGAAUUUUCCAAAGGUCCUAUCCCCUUCCAAUGGUUUUGAGGUGGGCUACAGCAAGAAGAUGGUGGUGAAAAAUCUGCCGUAUUAGUUUCAGAUGUACUUCUCUGGAGCUAAGCUUUUUACUUAUAGAAUAAUCUGUCCAUCAAUGAUUUGUGCACAAAUGCUAUUUUUGUUUCCUAGAAAUUACCAUUUUACACUGAUCUAUUGCACCAGUAAAGUUUGUAUUAAAUCAAUAAACAUUUGUUUGUCUGA
Molecule: messenger RNA, 7787 nt
Organism: Eublepharis macularius
Lineage: Eukaryota; Metazoa; Chordata; Lepidosauria; Squamata; Eublepharidae
Gene: SH3D19
Product: SH3 domain containing 19
Exons: 21
Coding region: 422-3604 (1060 amino acids)
Molecular function (GO): protein binding
Source: RefSeq, a predicted model, not a curated record